Rotaria sp. Silwood1 is the source of this 1287-nucleotide messenger RNA. Lineage: Eukaryota; Metazoa; Rotifera; Eurotatoria; Philodinida; Philodinidae. The record is from the annotation of a GenBank genome assembly.
AUGGCUGAUGUUAUUAAACGUGAUAUUGAAAAAAUUGAACGAGCUUUGAAUAUUCGUGUUGAUGACGUUGAAAUUGAAGUUGCAUUAAAUGCUGCAUUUCCACAAGCUAUUUCAACACUAUUCAAUGAAGAACAAAUAAAAAAUGAACAAAUCGACGAACCUCCGAAUUAUUAUGAUCUUGUAGAAAAUUUAAAUAGUAAUCCUCAUCGUAUUGAUCAUUCAUCUCUUCUUACAUUUGCUACAGCACUUAAUUUAUGUUAUCAACGUAAUCUUUUUCAAUUAUCAAAACAUUGUCAAUCUAUUAAUACUUCGAUUAAAUCUAAUCAAUCAAUAAAUGAAAUUCUUCCAAUACAAGUUUUCGAAAUUGAUACAAAUUAUAUUUCAAAUCAUUUAACAACAAAUAAUGAAACAAUACAAAAUAUUCGUCGAAUGAUGCAACGUGAAGAAAAAGCACGUUUAAGUUCAAAUGAAACAAUUGAAAAAUUAAUUGAUAGUGUUGCACGAAAUAUUCGUGAAAAUAAAGAACAUGAAUUAAUUCGAAGUGAAGAACUUCAAAUUGCUAAAAAAAUGCUUGAUGAUUUACGAACUUUAUCCAAUCGAGAACUAAUUCAAGAAGAAAAUGUAGAUAGAUCUAUUGAUUGGACAAAUAUAUGUGAAAUAUUGAUGAAUAAUCAAUAUACAGAACAACGUUGUCAGCAUGCUUGGCAACAACUUUGCUUACCAGUUAUUAGUUGUAAUCAAAAUUGGUCUUUGGAAGAGGAUCAAUUGCUGAUAAAUACAGUUCAAAUAUAUGGUGCACAUGCUGAUCAAUGGAAAGUCAUUGCUUUUAAUUUUCCUCAACGUUCACCAUAUAUGUGUGCAAAUCGUUAUAUGUUUUUGGAGAAUACUCGUUUGAAUAAGAUAAAGUUUUCAAAAGAACAAAUCAAUGAAUUAAAACAAGUUAUUAAAGAGUAUCGUCAUGAAAAUUAUAUUCCAUUAAAUAAAAUUGCUUAUAAAAUGGGCUGCAGUCUAUCGACAGUACGCCGUGAAUGGCGUAAUAUUGAUCCAGAUGUUCGACGAGGACCAUGGCAAGUAGACGAAGACGAAGCUCUUCUUAGAAGUGUAUUAAAACAAUCGAAUCGUGGAACAAUCAAUUGGAAUUUAGUUGCAUGUGAUGUACUUGGUCGUUCACAAACAAAAUGUUAUCACCGAUAUAUUCAUUUAACAAGAAAAAAUAUCAGAGCAGAAUUUGAAUCUAAAGAAGAUCAAUUAUUAAUUGAACAACAUCAACUUAAAAAUGGUACUUAG